AUGAGUGGAAAUCGCCGUUUUGCAGCUAAUGUUGAAGUUUUUCAUCCGCAAAGAACACCUGGCAACCAGAAAUGGAGAGUGAAUAGAGACGAAGUGAAUAAGCGCGACUACUUGUCGUACUCGUUUGUUUUACCAGAUGAGCCAAGUUUACCUAAACAAACCUGCGAAGAUUACUAUUUCGACAAGACUGAGGAUGAUUUUUUGCUAGAACCAGGUGGUUGUAGCAAUACCUUAAGUGAAAGUCCUGCACCCAACCUAUCAGUGCAAUUUAUUGCUGCCGAUAUGAAUAAUCCUGUUGAACGAUGGUCUCCACCAAUCACAGAGCCGAAUUAUGAAAACAUUGUUGAUCUAACGAACGAAAAACCAAGUGGAAGGGACCGUACUUUUGCCUGGUGUUGCAUAGUAGCAAUUCGUAACGACCAUAUCAUUUGCUAUACGCCUAUCAAAGGUAUCCACAAGAUUGUGAUCUCUGCUAAACUUAUGGAGGAAACACCCUUCAUCAAAAACUGGAAAGAUUUGCUCAAGUUAGGGCAAUGGAUCAAUGUCGCAUGUGAACCGCGUUGUAAAAGAGAAUACGAUGAUUUUCGGAUCCCACAUUUCUCGCAUAUAGCGGUUGAAAUUUGUAUCACACCCCAAGAGGCGCCGCCUAUCGAUAACUGGGAGCAACGAGAAAUUUACGGAUUAUUUCAGUUUCGCGUCUACUGCGAUUUAAGAGUUGCUGGUAAUGUGCAGCGGGUUCAAGUGCUAGCUCCUCAUGAAAGGAUAGAAAGCAUACUUAGUGCUCAGCUCACUGCGGAUAAAACCAUCAAGUUUUGGGCGACAAGGAAAAAGCGAGUGUUAGAUUGUGACUUGUUCCUCAUUGAUUGCGAAGAUAUUGAAGAAGAGUAA
Messenger RNA from Strongylus vulgaris, 888 nucleotides. Lineage: Eukaryota; Metazoa; Nematoda; Chromadorea; Rhabditida; Strongylidae. The record is from the annotation of a GenBank genome assembly.